AGCAAGCAGAGUUCGUCCCUGUCGGACCGGGACACGGGAGAGGAUGACUCGGACCCCCUGGAGGACUGUGGCUUCUGGCGGGUGCAGCGGCGGCUCCAAGAGGAGGCCCGGGUGGCACUGGCGUUGGCUCGCCCCAUGGCCCGCAUGCAGGUAGAGGUGGAGAGACAGAUCCAGCUCCACCGUCGCUCGCCUGUCGCCGACCUGGUCAGUGUGUGUGUUGUAGACCUGUCAUUUCUGAUAAGUUGACUUGGCUGAAGAGAGAGGACACUUGAGGCCAUGGUGCUGUCGGAAUAACACAUUUAAUAUAGAAUUCUUCUGGUUAGUGAUCUAGGGUGGUGUAGCGGUCUAAUCCAUAGCCUCAGGUACACGUCUACAGUAUUGACAUAGGUUAGUCGACUUAGUGCUUUUUUGGAACAGCUUUAGCACUUCUGAGAAAUUGGUGGCUACGUAGAUGUAGUGUAAUUUCUAUAUUUUCCCUGCCCCAGAGAUUGUGGUGAAUGAGUUGUGAAUACGACCAUACAGUCAUUGUGUGUCAGGCCAAGUGAAUUCCCCCCUGACUGGAGUUCUACUGAACUGUUGAUAUGUGUGUCAGUGCCCAAACAAACAAUGGUGGGAUACUGGCAUUUAACUCAUCCCGGUUUAAAGAAACUGCUCUAAGUUCAGGAUAAAUGAAAGGAUUGAGUUAUUUGCAUAUACAAUGCCUUCAGAAAGUAUUCACACCCUUUGACUUUUUCCACAUUUUGUUGUGUUACAGCCUGCAUUUAAAAUGGAUUAAAUUGAUAUUUUGUUUCACUGGCCUACACACAAUACCCCAUAAUGUCAAAGUGGAAUUAUGUUUUCAUUUAUUUAUUUACAAAUUCAUUAAAAAUGAAAAGCUGAAAUGUCUUGAGUCAGUAAGUAUUCAAGUAAAAAUGUGCUUAACAAGUCACAUAAUAAGUUGCAUGGACUCACUCUGUGUGCAAUAAUAAUGUUUAACAUGAUGUUUCUAAUGACUACCUCAUCUCUACACCCUACACAUACAAUUAUCUGUAAGGUCCCUCAGUCGAGCAGUGAAUUUCAAACACAGAUUCAACCAUAAAGACCAAGGAGGUUUUCCAAUGUCUCGCAAAGAAGGGCACCUAUUGGUAGAUGGGUAAAUAAAAAAAAAGGCUGACUUUGAAUAUCUUUGCGCAUGGUGAAGUUAUCCAUUACACUUUGGAUGGUGUAUGAAUACACCCAGUCACUAAAAAGAUACAGGCGUCCUUCCUAACUCAGUUACCAGAGAGGAAGGAAACCGCUCAGGGAUUUCACCAUGAGUCCAAUGGUGACUUUAAAACAGUUACAGAGUUUAAUGGCUGUGAUAGGAGAAAACUGAGGAUGAAUCAACAACAUUGUAGUUACUCCACAAUAUUAACCUAAAUGACAGAGUGAAAAGAAGGAAACCUGUACUGAAUAAAAAAUAUUCAAAAACAUGCAUCCUGUAAGGCACUAAAGUAGAACUUUAAAAAAUGUUGCAAAGAAAUUGACUUUAUAUCCUGAAUACAAAGUGUUAUGUUUGGGGCAAAUCCAACACAACACAUCACUGAGUACCACUCUUCAUAUUUUCAAGCAUGGUGGUGGCUGCAUCAUGUUAUGGGUAUGCUUGUCAUCGGCAAGGACUAGGGAUUUUUUUUAGGAUAAAAAGAAACGGAAUAGAGCUAUGCACAGGCAAAAUCAUGGAGCAAAAAACCUGGUUCAGUCUGCUUUCCAACAGACACUGGGAGACAAAUUCACCUUUCAGCAGGACAAUAACCUAAAACACAAGGCCAAAUAUACACUGGAGUUGCUUACGAAGAUGACAUUGAAUGUUUCUGAGUGUCCGAGUUACAGUUGUGAUUUAAAUUGGCUCGAAAAUCUAUGGCAAGAUUUGAAUAAUCUGCAAAUAUUGUGCAAUCCAGGUUUGCAAAGCUCUUAAACUUACCCAGAAAGACACAGCUGUAAUUGCUGCCAAAGUUGAUUCUAACAUUUAUUUUUUAAUUUUUUUAUUUAACCUUUAUUUAACCAGUUGAGAAUAAGUUCUCAUUUACAACUGCGACCUGGCCAAGAUAAAGCAAAGCAGUGCGAUAAAAAACAACAACACAGAGUUACAUAUGGGGUAAACAAAACAUAAAGUCAAAAAUACAACAGAAAAUAUAUAUAUACAGUGACAUGUAUUGACUGAAUACUUAUCUAAUCAAAUGUUAGAAUUCUUCUUCCAUUUUGACAUUAGAGAAUUUUGUGCAGAUUGUUGACAAAAAAAUUACAAUUAAAUCAAUUUUAAUCCCACUUUUUAACACAACAAAAUUUGGAAAAAGGUGAGGGGCAUGAAUACUUUCUGAAAGCACUGUAAUCACCCUAACUAACCCCAAAGGCCCAAAUACGUUACCUUAUUUCUCUCUUCAACAUUAGAUACAGAUGACUGUGCCUAAUGUUCACCUGCUUGUCUAGUUAAUGUUGUUCUAAUGUUGUCCCCAUGUCUGUCUGUGUGCAGCUGCUCCACCUGCCCCAUAUCAGCGAGGGUCUGAUGAAGAGGAGUCUGAGGAGGGGAGACAUGAGGGACAUGAGCCUGGGCCAGCUCCAGGUCAUCACCAACGAUCUGCACUCGCAGAUACAGAGUGAGUACACACACGCACACACACACGCACGUAUGCACACAAACACUACACACACAAUAUGUACGUACACACCACAGGAGGCUGGUGAGGGAAGGACGGCUCAUAAUAAUGUCUGGAAUGGAAUAAAUGGAUUGGUAUUAAAACCCAUAGAAAGCAUUCAAUGUAUUCCGUUCCAGCAAUUACUAUAAGCCUGUCCUCCCCAAUUAAUGUGCCCCCAGCCACAUGUGGUACACACGCAAUCUACCUUUCAUCACCACCAUCAUAACUCUGUUGUUCCGGGGGCUAUGAGGAUGUUAAGAUAACGUUGUGGUGACGUUGCAGGCCUGAAUGAGGAGCUGGUACAGCUGCUGCUGAUGAGAGAUGAGCUCCAUGUGGAGCAGGACGCCAUGCUGGUGGACAUAGAGGACCUGACC
Messenger RNA from Coregonus sp. 'balchen', 3025 nucleotides. The record is from the annotation of a GenBank genome assembly. Lineage: Eukaryota; Metazoa; Chordata; Actinopteri; Salmoniformes; Salmonidae.